GGUAAACAUAUUUAUACGGAUAACAUAUCACCACCGUCUUUAUAGGGAGAGACUCUAGUUGUUUGUUCAUCGGAGACGGAAGAAAAUUCGAAUCAUCAGUGUUUGUUUCCUCCUCUCUUAAAGCUUAGCCCUUCUCAGGUCAUUGUUCUUCAAUGGCUUCGAGCAACACGACUACUGGGGUUGAUAAUACGUUUAGAAAGAAGUUUGAUGUGGAAGAGUUUAAGGAGCGUGCUCGUGAACGCGAAAAGAAGGAAUCGGAUCGGUCUAAAUCUCGGUCCAAAGGUCCUCCUGUGCAAAGAGCCCCUUUGAAGCAUAGAGAUUAUCAUGUAGACCUAGAAUCUCGUCUGGGCAAGACACAGGUCGUUACACCGGUAGCGCCUCUAAGUCAGCAGGCUGGUUAUUUCUGUCGCGUUUGUGAUUGUGUUGUUAAAGAUUCGGCAAACUACUUGGAUCACAUAAAUGGGAAAAAACAUCAAAGGGCAUUGGGGAUGUCUAUGCGGGUGGAGAGAUCGUCACUUGAACAAGUCCAAGAGCGGUUCGAGGUUUUAAAGAAGCGGAAAGCGCCAGGAACUUUCACAGAACAAGAUCUGGACGAACGCAUCCGAAAACAGCAAGAAGAAGAGGAAGAACUAAAAAGGCAGCGUAGAGAGAAAAAGAAAGAGAAGAAGAAAGGGAAGGUGGUGGAAGAAGAGCCUGAGAUGGAUCCUGAGGUUGCAGAGAUGAUGGGAUUUGGGGGCUUUGGAUCUUCAAAAAAAUCAUGAUGAUUAUAUGAUCACUUGUAUCUUUGUCUUGUAGCGUUUUUGAUCCAAAGUUUGCAACUUUGUAAUCUGACACAUCAUAACGAUAUUUUUCUCAUUGUGCAAGAAGAGGAAUUUGAUGGCAAUUUAUC
Arabidopsis thaliana (thale cress) is the source of this 889-nucleotide messenger RNA. Its product is annotated as C2H2 and C2HC zinc fingers superfamily protein. The transcript has 10 exons. Lineage: Eukaryota; Viridiplantae; Streptophyta; Magnoliopsida; Brassicales; Brassicaceae. The record is from RefSeq and is marked reviewed. Gene Ontology annotation, molecular function: nucleic acid binding; zinc ion binding. Gene Ontology annotation, biological process: mRNA splicing, via spliceosome. Gene Ontology annotation, cellular component: spliceosomal complex. The coding region runs from base 153 to 761 and encodes 202 amino acids.